Messenger RNA from Osmia bicornis bicornis, 1680 nucleotides. Its product is annotated as plant intracellular Ras-group-related LRR protein 9-like. The record is from RefSeq and is a predicted model, not a curated record. NCBI's taxonomy places the organism in Eukaryota, Metazoa, Arthropoda, Insecta, Hymenoptera, Megachilidae. The coding region runs from base 40 to 1680 and encodes 546 amino acids. The transcript has 12 exons. Gene Ontology annotation, molecular function: protein binding.
GAAAGCGAGUUCAGUGAAGAAAAUUCAUCACUCUGCACCAUGUCUGAUUUAGCAAAGAAUUUAUUAACCCAAUAUUACGGUCUUGGUACAGGAUCAAACGGUAAAAGAUUUUUAUCUAUUCAUCAAAGUGUUGAAAAUAUAAAACGCGAUGAAGAAAUACAGGUUAUCGAGCAAACCUCUUCAACGAACGAGGAAAAGUCUUCUGACGAAGAAUCUCAGAAAGACAAUAAUGAAUGUCGAAAACUCAGCGUUGCAAAUAAUUCGUAUCCUCCUUCAUCCGAAGUUUAUGAUGACAUAGAGGACGCGUAUGAUUUCGAUGAAAAUCUCGAUGAUUUUGAAUCAAAUAUGGACGAUUUUGCUGAAAAUACGCAGUCUUCUAUUACAAAUGAUCAAUCAUCAAACGCUAUUAAAGAAACAGUUGAGGAUUCAGAAGCGAAUGAUUCAAAAAAUACAAAUGAAAAUGAUAUGAGUCUAACAUUUAUCGAGGACGCUUUUCCGGACAGUGGUUCAGAUACUUCCACUACACUAAACAAAUCGGAGAAAUCUUCGCGAACUGAUACAAAUCUGCCAGUACCUAAGAAAGAGCCAAUAUGUAAUCAAACAUUUGUAGAUUUCUCUGGCACUGAAUUAACACAAUUUCCAAGUGAAAUAUUAAUAAAAUUUCCAUACAUAAGGAUGUUAUACGUGGCAGAUAACGAUUUGACCGAACUUCCAGCUGAUAUUUUUACCUCCUUGAGAUAUCUUGAAUGGCUGGACGCGAGGAACAAUAGCCUAUCCUCUCUAUCGGCUACCAUUAAAUUCCAUACGUGCUUAGAAACUCUCCUGCUUCAGAGAAACAAAAUUGAAAAUUUACCGUUAGAACUCUGCACUUUGCCAAAACUGAAAACCCUUCAGGUGGCACAAAACCCACUUAUCACGCCCCCGCAAGAUGUCGUGGCUUCAGGUUAUUCGGCUAUUCUUGAAUUUUUGCGGAUCGAAUGGAACAAUGCCCACCCUGAAGAGCGAGUUGAGUUCAAGGAAAAUAAAAUUGAGCCGAAACUGUCGACGAUUCUUUGCUAUCAGUCUCCUCGAAGAAAUAAAAAGAAAAUUGUGCCAUUAAAAAGUGCAGUACGUAACAGAGAUCCCUCUACAGUAGAGAAACGCAAAUCUUACAAGCCUAGUAGCAGGUGUGAAAAUAAAGGCGCAAAUAUUUCACUGGAAUAUCGUUCGCUUUUGUUUUCCAAAAUAAAAGAAUGGUUUGAUAAACAAACGUUAAUACUACAAAAAGUAAAGGAUGAAAAUGUUUUAAAAAAAUGGAGGAGAGAUAAGAGAAGUUUUAGUAUUUCCAUGGAAAAGGCGAUGAAAAGAAGUGAAGAUGAUAUUCCUUUUGGAUUUGAUCUGGAAGAUUAUGCACCCAUAUUUAGGCAUAAUUUAAAAUCGAAUAAUCAAAGGGGAUCAAAGAUAAAAAGGAAACAAAAAUUCGUUCCACCAACGGAUAUUAACAAGAAAAUUAAUGAAUUGUUGAAAUCUUUAAACGAACUUGAAGUUAAAGAUGCACAUACAACCUCGCCAAGAACUAAACAAAAUUUGUUUAAAAAUGAAAUAGAAAAGAUACUACAAUUCCAAAAUGAAAUCCAGAACUUGAGAAAAUAUAAUGACGUCGCAACAGUGCCACUGAAAAAAUUAAAUAAAUUGCAAUGA